UUACAUUUCCACCAGAUAUGGCUCCUCCCGCAUCACUGACGCGACAUGCUUGAUUAGUGUAACCAGCAGCGAAUAUUGAACCGCGACCUCGUUUUGAGAAAGUUUGUGGAGCACAAGUGAGUUAACGGGGUCUACACUCUCCGUCCGACCGACCAGAAAACAUGUUCACUGAAAUCAGAGAUCAAACCGACGGAUUUUUUAAAGAGAAAAAUGUACUCACAGAUCUCUUGGGAAAGCUGGAGGACAAAACUGGAAUUCAGAAACAAUAUAUAGCUUUGGGUUUAGUGGCAUUUCUUGCACUGUACUUAUUGUUUGGAUAUGGUGCAUCUCUGCUUUGCAACUUGAUCGGUUUUGUCUACCCAGCUUAUUUUUCAAUUAAAGCAAUUGAAAGCAAUAACAAAGAUGACGAUACCAAGUGGCUGAUCUACUGGGUGGUUUAUGGACUCUUCAGUGUGUCAGAGUUCUUCUCAGACAUCUUUCUCUUCUGGUUUCCGUUUUAUUAUGCUGGAAAGUGUGUCUUUCUGCUGUGGUGCAUGGCUCCAGUAUCCUGGAAUGGGUCGCAGAUCAUCUAUGGACGUUUGGUACGACCUUUUUUCCUUAAGCAUGAAGCGAGAAUGGACAGCAUGGUCAAAGAUCUGACCGGCAAGGCCAAAAGUGCAGCAGAAUCGGCUACAAAAGAAGGCAAGUAUGCCAAGCCUGGGAGUAACUCUUUAAACCAGCAACUUGCUGCAACACACGUUCUAAAAAAAUUGGGGAUUCAGAUCACCUUUAUUACACCACUUGUUGUAGCACUCCGUAAAUGUGUGAUUGUUUGUAAUUUUAAUAGCAUAUGUUUUGGCUGAUGUGCAGACACCGCUCUUCUUCAACCCUGGGUUAAUAAGUAUUUAUCUGCCUUUUUUUUUGGUAAAAACGUUGACUUGAUGCCUCUGCUGGACUGACUGAAUGACAACAUGACAUAUAGACCAUCUGGCCAUUAAUAUAUUUUUGGAGGAGGUUCAUUUUGGGAAGAUGCAUGAAGUGUUAUUUCACUGAACUGUAAUGUUUGGAAAGUAGUUUUGGGUCACAUGUGGCUUCAAGGACAAUCAGAUGGUUAAGAUCAGGACCAUGUUUGAUGUACAUACAUUUUAAAAAAAAUCUGUCAGACUGUUUAUCUGACUGUAUGUCUCUGUCUUU
Messenger RNA from Alosa sapidissima (American shad), 1173 nucleotides. RefSeq lists its product as uncharacterized. Lineage: Eukaryota; Metazoa; Chordata; Actinopteri; Clupeiformes; Clupeidae. The transcript is spliced from 6 exons. The record is from RefSeq and is a predicted model, not a curated record. Bases 162 to 842 code for a protein of 226 amino acids.